This is a messenger RNA of Humulus lupulus (European hop), 1245 nucleotides long. RefSeq names its product E3 ubiquitin-protein ligase RGLG2-like. Bases 709 to 981 code for a protein of 90 amino acids. The record is from RefSeq and is a predicted model, not a curated record. Lineage: Eukaryota; Viridiplantae; Streptophyta; Magnoliopsida; Rosales; Cannabaceae. The transcript is spliced from 5 exons.
AAUUUCUUCAUGUUCUUAAGAAAUCUCUGUAUCCUUUUGCUGAUUUGCAUUUAAAUCUUUCUUUUGUUCCACCUGAACUGUAAUUGAAUUUAAAAUACUAACUGGAUUUUGAGUUUCAAUUUCUGCACUAACAUUGUUUGUAGAUUUCAAACAUGGAAAAUCAUUUUCAUUGAAUAUUACAUCACGACCAUUUAUUGCUUUGAAACCUUUUCCUUCUUUUAACCACAGUCUAUACCCUUUAACUCCUUGGGGUAACCUAAAAAGUAAAAACACACUUGACAGCCCUAUGUUGCAAUUUUCCCUCAUUUUGGUGUGCAUAUACUACACAACCAAACACUCUUAAGGUCAGACAAAUCAGGUGCUUUACCUGACCAUUUGUGUUCUGGUGUUAAAAAUUCAAUUGCAGUUGGACUCCUAUUGACUAAAUAAAUGGCAGUCAUAAGUGCCUCACCCCAGAAGGUUUUAGGAAGUCCUGAACUAAGUAAUAAACACCUUACUUUGUCUAAAAGAGUUCAAUUCAUCCUCUUUGCUACCCCAUUUUGUUGAGGGGUUAACCUUACUGUUCUAUGUCAUUUAUAGAAUUUCAUAUCCUUAUUUUGGUAAGUUGAUAAGUAAGGAAACUCUUUCUUGCGUGCAUAGGGGUGCAAAUCAUCAUAAUACCACCAUUGAUGAGUUUUCUGGCUUUGCCCUGUCUGCCUGGAUAAGCCAAUGGAUUUGGCCUUUGGUUGUGGGCAUCAGGUGUGUUUCAGUUGUGGAGAACUUCUCGAGAAAUGCCCAAUAUGUCGUGAGAUGGUUAGUGCAAGAGUAAAACUUAUCGAUUCAGCUCAUGAAAACCAGAAUUGUCCCAACUGCCUGAUGAAUCCCAAGGACAUGGUCUUUGGUUGUGGGCAUCAGGCAUGUUAUGAAUGCGGAGAAGAUCUUCAGACAUGCCCCACAACUACAUGUGCUAGCUUGAUUGUUACAAAAAUAAAGUUGUACUAAACAACUUUUUUUCGCUCUGUUAACUGAGGAAUGUAAGGGAAUCACUAUGAAGAAGUUUUCUGAGCUUAUUUAUUUUGUUUUAGUCAUUUGGCUGAGCCGAAAGAGAAAAACAAUAUAAGGAACUCUUGUCUCUCAAACUAAACAAACAUUUUUGUAAUUGGAUUAUGUUUUAUUUAGAAUGUUGGUGCAAACAUUUCGCUUGCACAGAGUCAGAAUUUUGUGGUGUAGUUUUGGUUAUUUAUAGUUGGGAGCUCAAUUAUAUAA